AUGGGUACAAUGCUGCUGUUCCUGGGCUUUUUGGCCUUCUUCAUAAACCCACUACAGGGAGAUGAGUCAUUCCAAUUCGAAAGCACAGGAUACAAUGGAGAAAACGAAUACCACACUGUGAAUGUCAAUGAGCAAGUCAAGAUUGCUGUGUUUAAUGUCUACUCUGGAAGACAGUCAGCCAAUGCCGUCUUUGAUUACAGCCAGAACAUUGUUGCCUACCACAUGCCCUACAAAGGAAUCUGUGUCUUGGCUCACAUGGAUAUUGCUACCUUCCCAGGCCUUGGACGAAUAAAUGAGUGGAUUCACACCAAAAGAGAGCAGAGGAAAGACCUGGAAGAGCUGCGCAAACAUUACUUUGUGACCAACCAGCAAGUGAACAAUCUUGCCCAGUUUGGUAACGCCGUGGAAAGCCUUUGCUGGGGAAUUCCAACCUACUGGGCUCGGGAAUAUUCCAGUCCAAGACAAGGUUUGGGUGCUGAAGGAUGUGCCGGUAUUCAUUUAUUCUGCCUCCGUAUUGGUCUCUGUGGAGGAAUUCAUCUGUAA
Messenger RNA from Bufo bufo (common toad), 543 nucleotides. RefSeq names its product gastrokine-1-like. The record is from RefSeq and is a predicted model, not a curated record. Gene Ontology annotation, biological process: regulation of cell population proliferation. NCBI's taxonomy places the organism in Eukaryota, Metazoa, Chordata, Amphibia, Anura, Bufonidae. The transcript has 6 exons. The coding region runs from base 1 to 543 and encodes 180 amino acids.